Messenger RNA from Rhagoletis zephyria (snowberry fruit fly), 375 nucleotides. NCBI's taxonomy places the organism in Eukaryota, Metazoa, Arthropoda, Insecta, Diptera, Tephritidae. The record is from RefSeq and is a predicted model, not a curated record.
AUGUCUGGUCGAGGCAAGGGAGGCAAGGUCAAGUCGAAGGCCAAGUCCCGCUCAUCGCGAGCCGGUCUCCAGUUCCCCGUCGGUCGUAUCCACCGUCUGCUGCGCAAGGGCAACUACGCCGAGCGCGUCGGUGCCGGUGCCCCGGUCUACCUGGCCGCCGUCCUCGAGUACCUGGCCGCUGAAGUGCUGGAGCUGGCUGGCAACGCCGCCCGCGACAACAAGAAGACCCGUAUCAUCCCCCGUCACCUGCAGCUGGCCAUCCGCAACGACGAGGAGUUGAACAAGCUUCUCUCGGGUGUGACCAUCGCCCAGGGUGGUGUCCUCCCCAACAUCCAGGCUGUCCUUCUGCCCAAGAAGACCGAGAAGACCGCAUAA